Molecule: messenger RNA, 686 nt
Organism: Dimorphilus gyrociliatus
Lineage: Eukaryota; Metazoa; Annelida; Polychaeta; Dinophilidae
Source: the annotation of a GenBank genome assembly
GAUUCAGACCUUCACAACUGUAAGAAAUAGUGUAAUACACUGGCAAAUCGGAAGUAUUUUAGCAUUUGUCUGUUAAAAAAAAGUAAUUAUAAAAUCUUUUUCUUCAUCAUAACUUAUUUGAGGCUUAAUUAUAAUCGAUCUUCUAUUCCUAAUAGCGAAUAUUGUUAAACUAGAUUCUAAAACAUUAUUAUCAAAAUAUGAGAUUUUUAUAAACUUAAAAAAUUUGAUUUAUUGAAUGUAAUACAAAAUUUUCAAAACAUUUCUACAAGGAAAGAAACGAAGAAAAUAUCCUGAUGGAGGUUGUGGAAAAAACUCACGCAUUAUUAAGUAAUCAUGAAGUAUUAAGUCAUCUUCGAGACAUUCAAAAUGGCACAAAUGACCAAAGAAAACCUGGUAGAAAUCAACAAAAUCUAGCAACAGUUUGUUAUUCAACAGUCAAAUUUUUGGAACAAACUCCAGCCGUAUCUCAGUCAGUGGAAAUUAUAGAAAACUUUAUGCAGAAAAUAGAACCCUUCAACCUUACUAAAGCAGAGAAACUUCAAAUUCUUAAUCUUAGACCAACCACGCAAGUCGAAAUUCAGCUUCUAGUCGAAGAAUGCGAAGAAAGACUAAGUGAGGAUGAUAUUGAGAAACUAUUACAAAUUGUUCAAACUUGCCUUACAACAAAUGAUCAAGAGUCCAGUUAA